This is a messenger RNA of Echinostoma caproni, 651 nucleotides long. The record is from the annotation of a GenBank genome assembly. NCBI's taxonomy places the organism in Eukaryota, Metazoa, Platyhelminthes, Trematoda, Plagiorchiida, Echinostomatidae.
AUGGUACAACGAUGGAGUAUUGCAUUGUCGGCCUAUUCCUACGACAUUCAUCAUCGCAGCGCGCAGUCCAUUCCACAUGCAGACUAUCUAUUACGCUACGCCAUUUCAGAGGAGGUUUCCACGGCUGACUGUCCACUCACUCAACCGUUCUCGGUAAGUCGAUUCGAUCUAGUUCGCGAGACCAGGAAAUAUUACCACGCUAUCAUUUCCUGUGUCCGUCGAGGUUGGCGAGGUAACAUCAAGCGUCGAUUUCCGGAAUUCUAUAAACGUCGUGAGACAAUUUCUGUGACGUGUGAUGAUGUCUUGUGCUACAAUUAUCGCAUUAUCGUACCUCUGACAUUACGUACUGCUGUUCUCAAUGACUUAAAUUCCGGUCAUCUUGGCACUGAAAAGAUGAAAUCUCUUGCCCGUCUCACAUUCUGGUGGCCUGAAAUGAAUCAUGAUCUGAAUCGUGUUGCAAACUCCUGUGUCGAUUAUGUGUACAAAACUCAGAGGCAGCCUUCGAAACGGACUCCGUGGCCAGUAUCUUCCAACUCAUGGCAAAGAAUACAUGUGGAUUACUGUGGUCCAUUCUUUCGCAUUGGUGAACGUCGAUUCCUAUUCCCGUUGACCAGAAGUUUACUUUAUCACAACUCCCUGUUCAGAAUUUAG